This is a messenger RNA of Varroa destructor (honeybee mite), 6534 nucleotides long. RefSeq lists its product as uncharacterized. NCBI's taxonomy places the organism in Eukaryota, Metazoa, Arthropoda, Arachnida, Mesostigmata, Varroidae. Gene Ontology annotation, cellular component: Golgi apparatus; Golgi membrane. The record is from RefSeq and is a predicted model, not a curated record.
CUGGUUUUUGUUCCCUGAAGCACAGGGCGUAUUGGGGUGAGACAAGGAUGUUUGUUGCAUACAAAGGAGCAAAAGGAGUGCAAAAAAGGACUGCAAAACACAUUUCUUCUUUGUGAAACAUCGAGAGCCCGCGGGAGCAAGAGAUAAAAUAAGGAAGGUAUUUGGUUGGCUGAGUUUGUUCUAUAACAUACUCUUGAAAAAUAGGAGAUAACCAUAAUUUUCCGUAUGAUCUGUGUGUAGAUCAUUUAGCACGGCACGUUCUCUAUCUGAAGGUGAUAUACAAGAUUUUCGUUGAUCUGCCCUAAUAAUAUACAGGCUCUUUUGAAUGCUGAACUUUCUAGUAAUGCUCCUAAGGCCAGGCGAGACCCUAGACAUGUGCGUAUCAUGUGUCUUUGUAUCCCUCGACGGCGGCCUCCCUUCAGCAGAAUCGCACAGAUGGAAUCAUGGCUGCCCGCCUUUCCUGUCUGCCGAAAUUUUUGAUAGCAUCGCAUUCAUCCAUGCUCACAAAGCUUCCACCCAGUUGUGUUGCAGGAGUUCCGCAACAGUAUUGUGCGUUGCAUUUUUUUUCGAGUCGGUGAUAGCUGUUCCUGCCUUUCCUACGACUUGAUGGCACCUAUGUCUAUGUUAUCCAGUAAGUGACAGAUUCCGAGGGCGGAAAAGUAACUAUUACCGAAUGGUCACCAAAGCAGGGAAUCCAUAAUCGAGCACUCUCCAACCAGCCGGACUGCCACUUGGGAAAAAACUAUUCAUCAGUAAUAAGCAUGUAUCGUACUUGCGUGUAGAUUGAUAGCCACGAAACAAAAAGGCACCUUUUCGCCGUUUUCCUCCUUCGUGUUAUCGGUAUUGGCUAACCCACAGGAUCAAUUAAGGAGGUUGCUGGCCCCGCUGGCCGCUGCUAGCUCAGGCAGAAGGAGAGCAAGCCGAGCCUGCUUGCCUGAGUCCCUGGAUGCCUACCAGCUAGCCAGCAGCACGCCACCGUCAAGAAGCUGCUGCAACAGCGGCACUGUCAUGUCCUCAGUACGAAAGGGACUCGCCGGUCGUGUUCUAUGCGAUGUGCGCGGUGGAUCUUGUAUGUUUGUAUAUGUUUUGUGUGUUAGGUGACGGGACUGCAGAGAGAGGUAACCGUUCGUUGUCAGCCACUGUUCUCCAUCGAGCAAAAAAACGACGUGAUUCAUUGGCGCUGUUUCGCCGCUGCCGUGAGCUUCUCUCUUUUUCACAGUGGUUGCCGUUGCAGACUACAACUCUGCGAUAGUAGUUUUCCAUUUCCUUCCUCUUUCCCAAAUAUGCCAUGCGUGGACGGACUGGCGCUGCUCGCGUUUGAGUCUCUGCCUUCGGAGAUGGUCAUACAGUGAACGCGUGUGCAGUUGCGCACUAGCAGCCAGCUGCGACAGCGACAGUGGCCCUCUUUCAUUAUAUGCUUAGUAAAAUGUGGCCGUAGUACUACUGAUCGCUAGCGUUAGCUAGAGUGCAAACGUUGUAAGCAGGCGCCUGUUGACGCGCGCUUGAUUUCUGCUGCAAAAGCGCUAGCAGGCGACGGUAAGAUCAACGGCUGCGCACCAAGCGCCGUAGUCUCAGCGAGCUUUCGGAAUUGCACUGCUGGUGACUGCGAUAACUUCGUCAGCUUUCUGCUGUUUCAGCUUUACCUCAGAGCAGCGGCGAGGCCAAUAGCAGAAAGUUGGUUACUGCAGUGAACAGUCGACACAGCGUAGCCUGCGUCAGCAUCAACGUUACGAUGAUGAUCUUCAAGAAGACUUGAAGAAUCGGGUCCCCUCGAACGCUCUUUCCUGCUGCUUCUGUCGCUACUUUGUUAUCGCUGCUCGCAUCUGUCAAGCGGUGCCAGAAAGAGCCGCAUGUCGGCGGCAGCAGGAACCACAGUCGUGGUCACCAAUAAAGCGGCCCGUCAUCCAGAGAUUUGUCGCCGUUCGUUGACGCCGGCACUCGAAUCGAGUACGCUGCGUUUUUUGUUGUUAAACGAAAAAGCAAGUGAAGGGACAUGGUGGGCAAGAACAUGUCGAACUCGGCGAGAUUCUAGUUAGAAGGAAGAUUCGUGCGAGGAAAGAAACUUCUUCAACAAACUAGUGAAACAACGUUAGUAACAAGAGUACUGUACAGCGACCGUAUGGAUCCUGCGUUAGAUGUUCAUAGAAUGUUUGGCAUUUCAAGCUAAAUAUGGUAUAUGUAGUUAUAGGCGAUAGUGAGUGCAAUAGGUGGGAGUAUCUUCACCUGUGUGAGUGCAAUCACCUGGAAGAGUUACGUUGGUAGCGCAUUGUCGUGCAGCGGUGCAAAGAUCUACAAAAGGCCCAUUGAUCGGCAUAUUCAGAGACAUCACAGCUCCGGUACAAAGUACUGUAACCAGCAGGAUUGCACAGACCCGACGGAAGAUGGCGUGAGGCGUAUUGUCGCAGCUCGUUAACGGCGAAAGCUGUGUGACUUCCGGUGUUCCAGGAAAAUUUCACACGGCCACUCCUAGUGAUUGCGUUGAUUGGGUAGAAGACUCCGGUAACUUCUCUUCCGUAUUAGACAAGAAUAGAUAGUUUCACAACUGGUCCAACUUUUCGUACCUGGUGAAGUUCGAGAGCUGGCGUUCGUAGUGUUGCAGUCAGCAACCCGUUGCCUUCGGUUGCCAUGACUGUGGCCACGAUGACGCUUCGGGCAGCGCGGCAGCGCAACGUGGUUUUGGCUGUAGUGGGCGCCUCAAUGUUGGUCUCUCUUUUGUUACUGUCGCAGACCCAUUCACGUCUUCGGCGAGCCGAGGACGACGUCGAAAAGUGCCAACAAAAACAUGACUCAGUCGCUGCGCAACUCACUGUUUUAUAUGAACACAAGGCACGUUUGGAGAAGACACUUCAAGCAGAGAUUGAACGAAAGAAGUCGGUCGACGACGAGCUCAAAACCAUGCAGUCAGCCCUUUCUAAGGAACGAGCUGUCCAAGCAGAAAAAGUAGCAAAACUACAGCGUCAAAACGAUGAACUCAAGACUAAUCGGAACGAGGAGUACAUUAAGCUGAAGAAUACGUACGAGUCCCUGCGAAAUGACAAGGAGAAACUCUACUCGGAAAAUGAGGAGCUGAAUUUGCAGAUCCAAAAACUGAAGGAUAACAACCACAAGCUCGAAGAAGAGGUCCACAAAAUGCAGCAGAGCGAACCUAUUGAUAUGAACGAGGUGGAACGUCUCCGCGAAAGGGUCCGUCAGUGCGAUGCUGAUCAGGCCAGCCGUCAACAACAACAAACUGGACAAGGGGCAGUUGCCCCUGGACAUGAUCAUGCUGGCGACGAAAGGGUGUUACUGCCACCGAUUGAAGCUUCAAGCCGACGACCGAUUUCCCGUACGCAAUCGCGUAGGAUUCGACCCCACCUUGCGCCUUCUCUGUCACAUCCGCGCGAAUCACUCGUUGCUCCGGCGAUUCAGAAAUUCGCUCUAUCCAACGAGACGGGUGCUGGAAACGAAGUAUCACGGACCUUCGACGCGGCAGCUACGGGACAGUUUUCCGGACCGGUCAUAGCUGGUAGCGAUACAAAUGCCGGAGCAGCGAAAUCCAACGAUUCCUUAGCCCAGGCUGGCGCCCCGGAUGAGAUGACGCCGGAUAUGGCUGUUCUUCCGGUGCCUCAGGGAAAAAAUUUGGGAGUUUCCUCGAGCGCUAAGCCUUUACCAGUUGCUGGUGAAGCAGUUGACGUUGCGGAUGCACCCGCAGGAGCUGAGGCUGCUGGCGGCGAUGAGAACAAAGGAAUUUUAAACGUUCCGCUUGAUUCCAUGCAGCAGGCUGAUGCAGCAGGCGAGCGCAAAUCUCUCCUAGGUCAUCAAUUCGGUGCGAAUGUCGAUCGAAACGAGGUAGCGGUGUUUCGUCAAAACGGCAACGCGAAGGCCGUCGAGAAGGAGGAUCGAGAUUAUCCCGAUAAUUUGAAGGAUGAUGACGCAGGGCCAGAUGACGGCGAAGAGGGUGGCGGUGGAAAUGACAACAAAAAAAAUCCGCAGGCUCCACAACCGGGUGACGAAAAUGAUGCCGUCGCAGGCAACGUCGCCCUUGAAGACCUCAAUAACCACAACGCCGCUGGUGGUGCCGCAGUUGGUAGUAAUCUCAAAUUAAACCCUGAUUUUGAGGACCCUAAUAUCAAUGUCAACGUUGAGCCACCACGCGGCGUGAAGGUUCUUCCAAAGUGAAAGAAUAGUUACAGAACGUAAAUAAAGUUGAAUUAAAGUUCUGGUUCGAAUACACCGAAAAGCUGGUCGUAGUAGCUUUUUCCUAUGGGUAUUUGACUAUUUCUCAAUGGUUUCUCAUUGCUCCGAUUUAACUAACAUCUCAAGACGCAGCAGAAUUGUUUUAAAUGUUUCAGUGACUUACUUUUUUGGCUUUUUUUUUUUUUAGUAGAAUUUAUCUCUAAACAUUUCUAGCGAAUUUGUAUGUGUGUAUGAACAUGUAUUGUAAAGGGACACUGUCCCGUUCCUAAAAUGCAAAAUAUUGUACUGUUAACGUGGUUGGAACGAGUUGCGAAGAUGAAAUCUAUGAAUGGGUGACCCAAAAACCAAAUCGUAAUAGGUACAUGUACCCGAUAAGAUAGAGGAGAUAAGAUAUCGUUUUUUUUUUUCGAAUAAUGAUGAAAGCUAAUUAUAAUGACGAUAUUGAUGAUAACGUUAAUAAUAAUGGUUUUUAUGAUAGGCACAAGUAAUUGCUGAUGCAAGGCAUUUUGCGUAAAAACAGAGGACUACAAUUUGUCUGUGCUCGGUUUCCGCUGAACGCGUCAACCGCUAGGCCGAUGACUCGCUUCAUUGUCGAACGAACGAAGGAAGGAAGGAACACCUUUCGUGCACCUCGACAAAUGAUUUGCCGAGUGUGCAGAAGUGAUUGUUAUUAACUAACGGGACACAACCUGAAUCAGUAAAUAAAAAGCCGUCACUAAAUCCCAGGCCGGAUGAAGUAAAAAACUGUAGAAACUAUUGCUUAUUUUAAACACUACGAACACCCAUCAGCGCCCUUUUCGCUCGAGAGGCACUUAGCCUCGUCUGCAGUGUUCUUGACCGCCGUGAACUAGAGAAAAAAGAAUGUAUUGAUCCUUUUUAGGAGAAAUGUACAGUAUUGAAUUCAGAGUAGUGAACCGUCUACAAUUGUCGAAUAUGCUUAGCCAUGAAGAUGCUGCUAGCGACAGUUGAUACUAUGAGGUGCGGGGACAAGCGUCCCGAUGGAACGUUCUUCGGACGCGAGCCUCACAAUAAAAGCGAGUGAACUGACGUUGUCGUCUACCGUAUAAAAGAGUCGAUACAGAUAUGGCCAACUAAAACACAGUAACUGUAAAUAUAUGUACACCAAGUAAACAUGAGUAGCGACUAAGAAGCUUACUACUGGAAAAUGGCUGUCAUUUUUGUUACGCUCUGCGUCAAAGGGGAGCGGGUGCUCGUUAACGUUGAUCGACGACAUUAACAGUCUUCGAAAAAAAUCCAUACAACAGAUCCUUAGCGCUUAGCUCACAGGCAGGUGCUUACUGAUAAAAGCGUGAGAUACCCGUUUCGAAAACGCAGAAAAGAAUCUCCAAAAUAAUGUUAUGUUUUUUUUCUAAAGCAAUGCAUCUUCGUAGCGCUUCCCGGACUGCGAGCAUGGAUUGUCUCUAUGUCCCUGUGUGUAGAUUUUGGAGAUGAGAGAUCUAUUACCUUCAAGAGAUUUCAGUUGAAUUACUUUAAUUUUGGUUAUCGCUGCAGCUCUUUAAGCGUAUUCAGGUAUGAAUCCCGAAAUGCCUACAGGAUAGAGGCGCGUUUGUGUUGCCUUCCUUUGAUCCGAGCGAGGACGAUAUUCAUUUUGCCUUCGUAAGAUCAGGACUACUGCUACCGUAUAUUAUUACAUUUAGGAUAACGCUUUCAGUUUGGGUGCACGAGGAAUAAGCCUAGUGUCCGCCGCCGUAAUGGAAUCGGCUGGUUACAAGUCGUUCACCCUCAAUGCAGAGUACACAACUCUGAAUGUUUGGCAUAAAAACAAAAGCUAAGGCUAAUAACUGUCUUGCAGGAUCUCGACGCUACCGUCUGCUGCUUUCUACGAGUUUACGGUGGCUAAUGAAAGCAGAGAUCCAAUUCCUUAAUUAUUUUUCGUAACGUUUCCAGACUAUAUACAAUCAAUAUUCUACUAUAAUGGGUCAUUCUGCUAUAGUGUGCUCGGUCUAGUUUAUUCGAAAAAUGUAUAAACCAUCGGCUUUGUGGACUAUUUCGCAUGUUUUCAUCGUGAACGCAAGGCAUUCAGGCCGUAGGACAGCGGCAUAAAUAAGUAACACUUUGGCUGCGUAUGGGCAAUAUAAGUAGGUUAUAUAAGGUUGAUUUUUUCAUUUAUAUCAGCGAUUGCCGAAAAAAACGAUAUAAUCAUCAAUGUUGUCCGUCUCGACAUUACUCGGCUUUAAAUAUUCGGAAAUAAAAUUAACAAUACCAAAUUUUGUAAAAGUAAAGUUUGUGACUUCAUUAACCAACUUCAUCGAUGAUGUUUAGUCGACUGAUUUAUUAUAGAAUAAAAGAAAGCAUAUCAAUUUACUGAUCGUGCAAUAUUUCGAGUGGCUUGAUGAA